AUGGCAGGCGAGGCCGUCACGGCCAUGAUCGUGGCUGCCGACGCCGGCGACAACCCGCUGGCGGACCGCCGCGAGGACCGGGAGGCGGCGGCGGCGCGGGAGAAGAAGGCGAAGGUGACGAAGCUCAACUCGCAGACGGCGAACGCGAUGGAGGUGGUGCGGGCGCAGCAGGCCGCGAAGGAGCGAGGAGCCUUCGACGAGGCGGCUCUCAGGGCGAACGAGGUCGCGGGAGCGCCGGUGAAGGGCACCUCAUCCAUGGUCGCGAGCAUCUUCUCUUCUCGACGCGAUGGCAAAGAUCGGCAGAUGGUGCAGCGGCGCGAGCAGCGGAAGACUCAGACCGGCGCGGGCACUGGCGCGCAGGUUGUGGAUGGCCAGGAGAAGGUGGCGGCGUCGGCAAUCGCGAUGUACAAGAAGGGCGGCGCCGACGCACUCACGGUGACGGACGCGCACGCGGUGCUGGUGAAUGACGUGGUGCUGAAGCAGGGCAUGAUGGCCAUCGGCAAAGGCUGUGUCGAACUACCCGCACUGGGGGGGGGGCAGUUCGUGUCGUGGCUGGCCACAUUUGCCACGUUUGUGCAGUGCUUCUAUCCGUCGUGCGGCUGGCGGCACAAUUUGCCGUUGGAUGGGAGCGGAGGGAAGCCGAUUGCCAUCCCGGCGAAGCUGGUGGUGCUCUACCUGGCGAUGGUUGCCAACGCCUUGGUGCCGAUGGGAGGGUUUACCACCCAAGACAGCUUGGAGAGCUCCCGGAAAGGCUACAUUUCGUAA
Molecule: messenger RNA, 765 nt
Organism: Emiliania huxleyi CCMP1516
Lineage: Eukaryota; Haptophyta; Isochrysidales; Noelaerhabdaceae
Exons: 1
Coding region: 1-765 (254 amino acids)
Source: RefSeq, a predicted model, not a curated record